CUAUCCACGUUGUAGUGUUUUUUUUUUCUUUUUUUAAAAUGGAUGUGACGUCAGUUAAUCCUAUUUUGAAAUUCAAUUCCAAUCAAGUAGAGGAAGUUCGUAAAUUAUUCAAUUAUCACGAUGUGAAUAAGUUAUACCAGGAUCUCGAUAUUUUAGAAGAUUGGAUUAGGAAGCAGAAUCAUUUCACUGUGAGAGAGUUUGAUAGAGGAUAUUUAGAGAGAUAUCUCCUAGCCAAUAAGGGUUCCGUGGAGAGAACCAAGAAACGCUUGGACCGGCUGUGUACCUUGAGAAACUUACUUCCCGAAUUAACACAAAACUUUAACAUAAAACACGAAUUUGAUGCUUUGUUUCGAUGCACUCGUCAGUGUGUCCUGCCAAAACCAACGAAAGAUCACUACAGGGUUCUUAUAUCUGAAGUUCAUAACGCUGAGGAUUACGAGAAUGCUGAACUUUUACACUUCUAUCGAUAUGCCAUUGUGUUUAUAGAGUACAUGCUCUGUCACGACCAUAAUGCUGGAAUAGAGUUUAUAAUGGAUAACCGACGGAUGUCGUUGGGGGUGUUAGCUAAAAUGAACCCUUUGGUAGUACACAAGGCGUUCACUUUAAUGGAAGCCUACGGCCUCCGCCUAAAAACCCUGCACAUAAUAAGCAGCUCCAAAUUCCUGGAUACUCUGGUCUCCAUCAUGAAGCAGGGUAUGAGUACUAAGCUCGGUAGCAGGAUACAGAUCCACACCAAUGUGGAGUCCUUGCACCGGUUCAUUGCUGCUGACAUCCUGCCCGAAGACUAUGGUGGCCAUGAGAAGAGCAUCGCUGAACUGACAGUGGAUCUGUUCAAAGAGAUGAGUUCAGACAAGCAAGUAGCGUGGAUGAAGUACGUGGAAGGAGUGAGCACAGAUGAAGCCUGCAGGCUGUCUGGUGACUUCAACGAGGAGUAUAUGGGAAUGCCAGGGUCCUUCAAGACGUUGUGUGUUGAUUGAUAUCUUCCUAUGUUGCUGUUUUUUUACUGAAUCAGCGUAAUUCAACGCAAUUACCGUGGAUAAACUUGUCGAUGGUCAAUUUACAUUUUUGAAUCUACGUCAUUAUAUUCAGGUAUAAAUAACAAGUGAUGUAAUAAUUAGAAGAACACAUUUGACACAAGGCAUUUUUA
Messenger RNA from Pectinophora gossypiella (pink bollworm), 1147 nucleotides. RefSeq names its product clavesin-1-like. NCBI's taxonomy places the organism in Eukaryota, Metazoa, Arthropoda, Insecta, Lepidoptera, Gelechiidae. Bases 39 to 977 code for a protein of 312 amino acids. Gene Ontology annotation, molecular function: phosphatidylinositol bisphosphate binding. The transcript has 6 exons. Gene Ontology annotation, cellular component: membrane. The record is from RefSeq and is a predicted model, not a curated record.